Molecule: messenger RNA, 3456 nt
Organism: Penaeus vannamei (Pacific white shrimp)
Lineage: Eukaryota; Metazoa; Arthropoda; Malacostraca; Decapoda; Penaeidae
Source: RefSeq, a predicted model, not a curated record
GCCUAGACUGACGGCGCCGAACGCCCAUGCCCCAGUCGUAGCCGCGCCGGACGGCCUCGCACGUAAGGAAGCAGCGGAGGAGCAGCGGAGGUCCUCGGCGAAGGGACGGAGGCCGGAGCAGGAGACGCGGGCGGGCGGGCGCAGGAGCGGCGCGCCCCGGGAGCAUGUCUCAGGGGAUGCUGGGCCACCACCACCCCGGAGAGCACCUCGGCAUGGAGGACCUGGCCGCCGUGCCGAUCUGGGACCAGCACCUCCACCACAACCUGCACCACAACCUGCAUUUCACCUCCAAUUAUAUCACCGCCAAUGCGUGGCCCUCAGCAGAUGUCAAGACUUACGGAUUGCACAGAUACCCCGGGAGCGCGAUGCUUGCGGGCUCCUUGACUCCGCCAGACAAGGUCAACGGGAGGCACACCACCACCCGCCCACCACCACCACCACAUCACGCCCUCAUGCCCGUCAUGCCCACUCUUCACACGCCGCCCUCGCCCCUGCCCACGCCCUCGCCGCCCGUCUACGAUAGGUUCGCGCCGAAGGAGCAGCGCCUCACGCGGGAGGCGAUGCAGCGGUACCUGCGCGAGCGCGGCGACCAGACGGUGGUGAUCCUGCACGCCAAGGUGGCCCAGAAGUCCUAUGGCAACGAGAAGCGCUUCUUCUGCCCUCCGCCGUGCAUCUACCUGUACGGCGACGGGUGGCAACGCAAGCGGCACGAGCUGCAGCGGGCCGGCGCCUCCGAGCACGACUCCCAGCUGUGCGCCUUCAUCGGCAUCGGCAACUCGGACCAGGACAUGCAGCAGCUCGACCUCAACGGGAAGCACUACUGCGCCGCCAAGACCCUCUACAUCAGCGACUCCGACAAGCGAAAACACUUCAUGCUGACCGUGAAGAAGUUCUGGGGCAACGGCGCGGACAUCGGCGUCUUCCACUCGCGCAGGAUCAAGGUCAUCUCCAAACCGUCCAAGAAGAAGCAGAGUCUCAAGAACGCCGACUUGUGCAUCGCGUCGGGCACGAAAGUGGCGCUGUUCAACCGCCUGCGCUCCCAGACGGUGUCCACGCGGUACCUGCACGUCGAGAACGGCAACUUCCACGCUUCGUCGACGCAGUGGGGCGCUUUCACGAUACACUUGCUGGACGACAACGAGAGCGAGAGCGAGGAGUUCAGCGUGCGCGACGGGUACAUCCACUACGGGUCGACGGUGAAGCUGGUGUGUGCCGCGACGGGCAUGGCGCUGCCCAGACUCAUCAUCCGGAAGGUGGACAAGCAGACGGCCCUCAUGGACGCCGACGACCCCGUCUCACAGCUGCACAAGUGCGCCUUCUACAUGAAGGACACGGAGCGCAUGUACCUGUGCCUCAGUCAGGAGCGCAUCAUUCAGUUCCAGGCCACCCCCUGUCCCAGAGAACCCAACAAGGAGAUGAUCAAUGACGGGGCCUCCUGGACCAUCAUCAGCACAGACAAGGCUGAAUACCAGUUCUAUGAGGGCAUGGGUCCUGUCCGUGCUCCUGUCACACCAGUACCUAUUGUCAAUUCUCUGCACCUAAAUGGAGGUGGUGACGUCGCCAUGUUGGAGCUCACUGGAGAGAGCUUCAGCCCCAACCUGCGUGUGUGGUUUGGUGACGUCGAAGCAGAGACGAUGUACCGCUGUCAGGAGUCUAUGCUCUGUGUUGUACCCGACAUCUCUGCUUUCCGAAGGGGGUGGCAGUGGGUUCGUCAGCCUACACAGGUGCCUGUGUCUUUAGUCCGUAAUGAUGGCAUAAUCUAUGCUACCAACCUUACCUUCACAUACACACCCGAGCCUGGCCCGAGGCAGCACUGCCCCCAGGCGGACGACAUUAUGAGACCACCCCAGCAUCGCCUGCCACCCGCCUCACUGCACGACACGCCCACCUCCGCCCACGCGCACCAUCAUGCCUCGCCACCAGCCAACCCCCUUGUACCUCUACAGUUCGAACCUUCACAGCCACUUCAUACAUCCACCCAACAACAACAUCAGCAACAACAACAGCAGCAGCAGCAGCAACAGCAACAGCAGCAACAACAGCAACAGCAGCAACAACAGCAGCAGCAGCAGCAGCAGCAACAGCAGCAGCAGCAGCAUCUUUAAAGGCCUUGACUCUGUCUUCCCUAAGCUUACAAAGGAAAGCCCAUGAAACAGGCAUACUGCAAAAGAAAAUAAUUACAGGAGCAGCACGUAUGCCAUGGGUGAUAUUGAAAUUCAGUUAAAAAAAUAUGAAAUACGGUGUUGUGUUGUUCGUUGUGUUGGGCUGUGAAAUGCUCCCGAAACACAUGCUUGUGCCCAGUGAAAGUGAAGUGAAAUAUUGUUAGUGAUAAAACCCAUUGUGCCGUGCUCGCUGAUAGAGACAGUUUUGACACAGUACCCAGUCGGACACUUGAGGGUUAACUUGAUUCCUUACUCUUUACUUGGGCAGACACUAUAACAAGUGCUGUAAUGAGCAUAUUGGAAAAAUGAAGUUUACUCAUCGUGAUGUGUGUACAACAUAGUUUUGGAUUUGCGAAGUUUUGUAUAAUCACGUCUGUACAUGACAUUCCAUUUUUAAAAAAUGACCACACUCAAUGUACAAAGUUAAUUAGUGACUAGUGUAGGAAAUUUGCAAAGAAUAUUUGUUUACUGAAUGGGAAAUGUAACUCCAUGAAAACUCAAAUUCAAAGGUUUUGGCUGCAACUGAUAUACUUCUCUAGAGGUUCCUUCUACUGUUUGUGAUAUUUUUGUACUCGUAUGAUUGAAAGUAUUUUUAGAUCUCAACUUAGGUAUUUGAUCUAUUUCUUGAGUGAAUUUUGUAUUGUUUUAUUUUUGUAAAUAUUGGAUUAGAUUGUAUUCUUUUUUUCUUUUCUUUUUUUUUAAUUCUAUAUUUUAAUUUUAAUAGCCACAAAACUCGUAGGGCUAAUCGAAAGCUACACUUAAAAAGUUCAGCAGUGUACUGUUAGGUUAGUGUGGCUGUGUCUGGUCCACCUCUUCGUUAUAACAUACACAGUAACUCUAUUAUCAGACCUAUUGUGAAAUAUGCAUCACAUGGUAUAACUACUGUUAAAUAGAACAUUUUUUUAUGUAUCAAAGACUAUACCUAUGUUAGAAUUGGUAUAGAGCAUGAAGUAUAUGACGAGAGACCAUGCUUUGUACAUUUGUAAACAUCAGGUUUUGUAUUUGGGUAUGUAACUAUUCUGUAAAUAAUUGCCGACAGUGUCAAAAGAAAAUUUUUCAAACCCUAAAUUUGGGAGAGGGAAAACCAUUUCACAGUCAUAUAAACAAGGGUCACAGGUUCCGCGAGGUCACAGUUCACGUUAGAAAAUGAGUGUAAUUUUUGGUCACAAAGGGCAGGGAGUGCCACAGGUACUCUGCCCAGAUGUAGCACACAUUGAAGUUUGUGAUAAGUGUACAGCAGUCUCUUUAUGUACAGUAUUUAAUAUUCAUUCAUGCAAUAAAGUUCAGUUUGUAA